UAUAUCGAAGCUUGUAUAUCAUCGCCAGCAAGUAGUAAAACGAGAAAAGUGUCAGUAGCAGUAAAAGAAAAACCAGUGCGACGUUGGAAAUCUGUAAAUUCCCAGUUUUGCAGUUCAUGCAAGGAAGGCGGAGAAUUAUUAUGCUGUGAUCGUUGCCCGGCAUCAUUUCAUUUAAUGUGUCAUGAACCUCCUAUUGAACGAAAUUCCAUACCAAGUGGAAAAUGGUUAUGUAAUCGUUGUGCACAUAUGGUGACAAAAGACAAUAAAGAAACUAGAAAAACAUUGAAAAUGGAUCUUGUUUCUUGCUCACCAGAUACAUCUCGAAAUCUUUCGACAAUCUCCAGUAUUGUAGAGCAGAAUUCAGAGAGUGGCUUAAAUGCAUUAGCAGUACUUGCAGAUGCUGCUUUGGCUGCAAAUGCCAAACAGUUCUCUUUACCACACUGCAUAUCAUCUUCAAUUCCAUCCUUACCUUUCGAUGAGCGACUAGCACUUGCACAUCCUUCACUACCAACAAAAUCACUUUGUCAUCUUUGUUCAUCGAGAAACGACGAUUCAACCAUGAUUCAAUGUGAUUUUUGUGUACUGUGCUAUCAUCUGGACUGCCUUACACCUCCUCUUCCAUCAGUGCCGAAAGAUAAAUGGAUGUGUCCUGCUCAUGUGGAACAUAUUUUGGACCGAAAAUUGUCGAGAACACUUUCCUUAAGUACAAGAUUACGUGUAUGGCGGAAAUAUGCUAGACAACCUGUUGACGAACAUUUGGUCAAAGUUUCAUUUCUUAAAAAAGCUUAUAUGGAGCGUGAUAUGUCCCCAGAAGCUGAACGAGAAAAUAAGCUAGUGAGCAAAGAUUUUUCCGUUCCGGAGUGCAUCAAAAAAUUAUAUCAAAAGCGAUGGAAGCAGUUGCAAAAAAGGGAAUUUCCAACUGAAAAGGAACAAAAUUUAUGGUUUGAAGGACUUGUAAGAAUGCAAAAAAUGCAAGCUAAACUUGAUUUAUCCGGAGGAAGCAAUUCUUAUUCACGCGAAAAGCAUGGUAAAAGUGUUUUUGAAAAAAUGAAUUUUGUGCGGGAAUCAGCGUCUAAAGAAACACCGAAAAUUGAAGUGAAACACCGAAUUGAAUCGCGGAAUGAUGUCAUAUCGCAGUGUUCUAGUUUGCAAGAUUUUGUGGAACCGUCAUUUCUCAGGCGCAUCCGUCAGAAAUCUUUAUCACUCAUGGAAAAUUCGGAUAAUCUCGAGUAUCGUAUCAUUGGUUCUCUUGCGUAUCAAAGACUAGAACAACUGAUUUCUAAUAUGGAGAGCUCUAAAAGUAUUCGAGAAGCAAAGUUUGAAAAGGAAAUUCUGCGCGACAACAUGCCUGUUUUAGCGGUACUAAAGGCUCCUAAUGUAGAUGCAUAUCCUGUUCAAAAAAUAAAUUCUUUAUUAGGUACUGAUUCUGUUUGUGAUUUCAAUCUCAGAAAAGCAGCACCACAAUGUCAAGCUAUUGCUAAGCGCCACGCUACCUUACUGUUUAACAAAGUUUCUCGACGAUUUGAAUUACUUCUGAAACAGGGUUAUCAAUUUCGUGUUGACGAAAUCACAUAUAGAAAUAUUCUUCAUUCUACAAAUAAUGUUGUUUGUGCAUGUCUAACCAGUGGCGAUAUAAACUACAAUCAUGAAGUCGCAUAUUUACAUCAUGGGAGUGUAAUUGAUAUUGGUUGUGUUAGAUUGAUUUUUGCAUCAUUUUUUUAG
This is a messenger RNA of Thelazia callipaeda (thelaziosis nematode), 1722 nucleotides long. Lineage: Eukaryota; Metazoa; Nematoda; Chromadorea; Rhabditida; Thelaziidae. The record is from the annotation of a GenBank genome assembly.